This is a messenger RNA of Actinia tenebrosa (Australian red waratah sea anemone), 1194 nucleotides long. Its product is annotated as ATP-binding cassette sub-family C member 4. Gene Ontology annotation, biological process: transmembrane transport. Lineage: Eukaryota; Metazoa; Cnidaria; Anthozoa; Actiniaria; Actiniidae. Gene Ontology annotation, molecular function: ATP hydrolysis activity; ATP binding; ABC-type transporter activity. Gene Ontology annotation, cellular component: membrane. The record is from RefSeq and is a predicted model, not a curated record.
AUUUUUGCUGUUGUUCCAUUGUGUUGUUUAUUAUUCUGCAUCUGCUAUUAUUACCUGAGAGUAAUUCGUGACUUGAAGAGAAUGGAAUCAAUACAAUGCAGCCCAAUCUACGCCCAUGCUGCUGAAACUAUCGCAGGGCUAGCAGUCGUUCGAACAUCACACAUGCAAGAGAACUUCCUGGAAAUAAUGUUCAGGCUUCAAGACGAAUACUCCAAAAUUAUUUAUGUGACCAUAGCAACUAAAAUGUGGUUUAAUAUCAACACCGACUUGUUGUUUGCAACACUGCUUACUGCGAUUGCUGGAAUCUCCUGGGCCACUAACAUGGACAAAGGUUUGGCUGCAAUGUUGGUUACUCUAGUCGUUGGCCUUUUGUCCAUUGUUACAUAUGCCUUAACACAGAUUCCCGAGAUAGAAAGUCAGAUGACGUCUGUUGAGAGAGUCUUGAGUUACACCAACUUACCUUCAGAACCAGGCUACGACAGUGACAUUCAUCCACCAGAGGAUUGGCCAACAAAUGGGUCACUGAGUUUGCGCAAUGUCUCUUUAAUCUACUUUGAAGGCGGGCCUCGUGUUCUUAAAGAUAUCAGCCUCGAUGUGAAACCUGCUGACAAAGUAGGCAUUGCAGGAAGAACAGGAGCGGGCAAGUCGUCCCUCGUGGCAUCGUUGUUUCGUAUGCCUGAUCCUGAAGGUGGGGUGUAUAUUGACGGCGUUGAUCUUGGCACCAUUCAACUACAGGCCGCUCGACGUUCCAUGGCUGUCAUUACACAAGAUCCUGUUUUGUUUAUCGGAAGCCUCAGGCAAAACUUGGAUCCAUUUGACAGCCUGACAGAUUUGCAACUGUGGACCGCUCUCGAUGAGGUCCAACUAAAACAAAAAGUGCAAAAUCUAGAUGGCCAAUUGGAAUACCCGAUAGGAGAAGGAGGGUCAGGUCUCAGCGCUGGAGAAAGACAACUCCUAUGUCUUGCUCGGGCGCUACUACAGAAAUGUCAAAUACUUGUACUGGAUGAGGCCACGGCUAAUAUUGACUAUCAAACAGACCAAAUGAUACAGCAAACCAUACGAAACAAGUUUACCAAGUGUACUGCAGUUUCACAGUGCAAUGGAAUUGUACUAAACAUUGCAUUUGACCGAUCAUAUCACAAACGGAAGUCAAACGACCACGAGUGGGGAAAUGAAGGGGGAUUUAAUUUCUAG